Messenger RNA from Cyphomyrmex costatus, 558 nucleotides. RefSeq lists its product as uncharacterized. Gene Ontology annotation, cellular component: extracellular matrix. The transcript has 3 exons. Lineage: Eukaryota; Metazoa; Arthropoda; Insecta; Hymenoptera; Formicidae. The record is from RefSeq and is a predicted model, not a curated record. Bases 1 to 558 code for a protein of 185 amino acids.
AUGGUGAAGAUGACUUUCAAGGUCACCGUCGCACUAACCAUCGGCCUCGCCCUGGUCGAUCGAUCAAUCGCCGGCGUGAUACCGCUGGACCAUGAUCAUCAUGUCUCGGUGGCUAGCUCGUACAUGCAUUUUCAAGGGCCAGUACAGGGACCUGAAUACGAGGUGAAAGUGCCGCACGUACCUGUGGACCAUUUCGGCGAGCACAACUUUUUGCAGAGCCACCACGAGCAUCGCCAUCACGACGGCUACACAGUUGACUAUGUGGCGAAGCCAAAGUACGAAUUCUCAUACGGCGUCGAGGAUCAUCAUACCGGCGACUUUCACGGCCAGAAAGAGUCCAGCGAUGGACACGGCGUGACGGGGGAGUAUACCGUGAAAGAUCCAGGUGGUAGUCUCCGGAUCGUCACCUACCACGCGGACAAGGAGGGAUUUCACGCGGUGGUACACACUACCGGGAAGAAUGAUCAUUCAGGCGGGGUCUACGGCGGUCAAGGGCAUGAGACUCAAGAUCACCUGCACGAGUACGCCGCGUUAUCCGCGCAUGCUGCAGCGUUCUGA